GAGAGUGAACACCUUAACAACUUCCUCCACCAACGGGGCAAGACGGGCAUGGACCGAGCGCUGAACCCACACAAAGCUGCACAUUCUUCUCAGGAGCACCAGGACCACUCGCCGAGACAGACCGUGUACUGGGCCAUGGAAUGAGUCUGGAUAUGCUUAAAACGACUGGAACCCACCAGCAUUUGCAUCCGCCCUGGCCACAAACCCUCCUCUCUGGGUGCAGGUGGUGAGAGCUCGGAAGGGACAGGGUUGCAUUCAGCGGCGACAGGCAGGAACUGCCUGCAAUUAUACGGACCUGAGCGCAACAAUGUGAGACAGCGCGACGGCGGGGCAAGAUUGUGAGACACGCGGACGCGGAACGCAGACAGGUCUCGACCCCCUAGUGGUGACGUCAGAGGAGAGGCGUGUCAGCGGGGAGGCGUCCCCCGCUUUCUGGCUGGGGUAACUGGGUGAUGAUUCGGAUUCCCAAUAAUUUAAACAAAGCACAGGCCCCGAAACAAGAAGUAUCGCUCCACUUAUCUGCCCUCUCAAGCCCCGCCCGGUUACCAAACGCUUUGGAGGGGAAUCCACAGACCCAAGCGGCCGUAGAGCGCGCCACGGCCUUCGGAGGAAAGGAAGUAGAUUUUACGGCGAGCCGUAAAGUAGGGUCUACGGUGAGCUGUAAAGCACGUUCCCUUCCGGUUCACGACAGCAGUCCCGACCGUCUCUGCGGGCCUUCCUCCGGUAAGCACCUCUGCCGACCCUCGCGAAUUCCGUUCUUUGCUCUCUCGGGCCUUUCCCUACUGUCGCCCCCGCCACCUUGGAUCAUGUUCAAGAAAUUUGAUGAAAAAGAAAACGUGUCCAACUGCAUCCAGUUGAAAACGUCAGUUAUUAAGGGUAUUAAGAACCAGUUGAUAGAACAGUUUCCGGGCAUUGAACCAUGGCUUAAUCAAAUCAUGCCUAAGAAAGAUCCGGUUAAAAUAGUGCGGUGCCACGAGCAUAUAGAAAUCCUUACGGUAAACGGAGAGUUACUGUUUUUUCGACAGAGGGAAGGGCCUUUUUAUCCAACUCUAAGGCUACUACACAAAUACCCAUUUAUCCUGCCACGACAGCAAGUUGAUAAAGGAGCCAUCAAAUUUGUGCUCAGUGGCGCCAAUAUCAUGUGUCCAGGCUUAACCUCGCCUGGAGCCAAGCUUUACCCUGCUGCAGCGGAUACUGUUGUUGCAAUCAUGGCAGAAGGAAAACAGCAUGCCCUGUGUGUUGGCGUUAUGAAGAUGUCUGCGGAAGAUAUCGAGAAAGUGAACAAAGGGAUUGGCAUUGAAAAUAUCCAUUAUUUAAAUGAUGGGCUGUGGCAUAUGAAGACAUAUAAGUGAGCCUCAGAAGGAAAACACUUGGGCUAAAUAUGGACAUUGUGCUGUGUCUGUGUUUGUGUCUGUGUGUGACAGCAUGAAGACAAUACUUCUAUGGUUAUGCUGAAUAAAUUCAGCAGUUGCUACAAAAACAAAAAAGUAAAGAUUUGGAACGAGU
Molecule: messenger RNA, 1506 nt
Organism: Myotis myotis
Lineage: Eukaryota; Metazoa; Chordata; Mammalia; Chiroptera; Vespertilionidae
Product: malignant T-cell-amplified sequence 1-like
Biological process (GO): formation of translation preinitiation complex
Molecular function (GO): RNA binding
Source: RefSeq, a predicted model, not a curated record